Molecule: messenger RNA, 1748 nt
Organism: Lutzomyia longipalpis
Lineage: Eukaryota; Metazoa; Arthropoda; Insecta; Diptera; Psychodidae
Product: probable cytochrome P450 6g2
Exons: 3
Biological process (GO): insecticide catabolic process; response to DDT
Molecular function (GO): monooxygenase activity; oxidoreductase activity, acting on paired donors, with incorporation or reduction of molecular oxygen; iron ion binding
Source: RefSeq, a predicted model, not a curated record
AGUUAUUUCGGGAUUAAUUCUGUGCAUUGGCGCCUUGAUCUGGUGGUGGCAGAGAUCAGCAAGACUCUACUGGGAGAAGAAUGGAGUGUCCUACAUUCCAGGACCUCCCUUCAUUGGUGCCCUGAAAGAUUGCUUAACGUUCAGGAAGAGCUUUGGAGAGCUUUAUUGGAUAUCUAUAAUCAUGAAAAGUUUAAAGACGAUUCUGUGACUGGAGUUUAUUUCUUCCACAAACCAUGCUUGGUUGUUCGUCAUCCUGAGUUGAUCAAAAAUAUCCUUGUGAAGGAUUUCGCUAAUUUCGUUGACAGGCCUGCGAAUUCUGAUCCACACGAAGAUAUAAUUGGUACAGAUAAUUUAUUUGCGGUUAAGGGUCUCCGUUGGAAAACCAUUCGAGCUAAAGUUUCACCGGUAUUUACAGCUGGAAAGCUGAAGAAUUUCUUCCUCCUUUUGGUGGAUAUUACAAAAAUCUUGGAACAAAAGCUCCAAAAAGAAAUUGGAGAUGAAUCAAAAGAAUACGAAAUGAAGGAAUUUGUAUCAUUCUUCACAACAGAUACAAUCGCCUUGUAUGCCUUUGGAGUACAGGCAAAUAGUCUCCUGAAUCCCAGAGCUGAAUUUCACAUUAAUGUUAAAAGAACAUUCGAUUUUAAUUGGAAGAGAGCUUUUCAGUUUGCUUCGUGCUUUUUCCUCCCAGAACUUGCUACAUUGUUUCGUUUUGCAUUCUUCUCGAAGGAAACUAAUGAAUUCUUGAGAUCUUCGAUUAAUUUUGUAAUGGAAGAGCGUAUGAAGAGUGGGAAGAAGCGUAAUGAUCUCAUUGAUGCUCUCAUUGCUAUGAGGGAGGAAGAUUCUGAGCUCUUCAAAGGAGACACUCUUGUGGCACAAGCUGCUGUUUUUCUUCUUGCCGGCUAUGAAACAUCCUCAUCUGCUACGUGCUUUGCUUUAUACGCAUUAGCUCGACAUCCAGAAGUUCAAGAAAAACUCAGGAAGGAAAUUAAGGAAUACAUGAAGAAAUACGGGUCUGUUCAAUAUGAAACUAUCCAUGAAAUGAAUUACUUGCAAUGCGUCGUUCAAGAAGCUCUUCGCAUGUACCCACCCCUGCCAUUUUUGGAUCGUGUUUGUUCCCCACCGGAUGGAGGAGAGUAUUAUUCUCUGGAGCCCUAUCAUAGCUUUGCAAUUCCAAAAGGAAUGCCCAUCUAUAUUCCCCACAUUGCCAUACAAAGAGACGAAAAGUUCUUCCCGAACCCAGAAGAAUUUAUUCCUGAAAGAUUUAGCCCAGAGAAUCGAGACUCCAUCAAUCAGUAUACCUUCCUGGCUUUUGGGCUAGGACCACGGAAUUGUAUCGGAUUGAGAUUUGGGUAUUUGCAGGCGAAACUGGCUCUCAUCACGAUUCUUAAUAACUACAGAGUUGAAGCUACAGAGAGGACCCCCAAAACAAUUGAAUUUGAUAAGAAAGCUCUCGUUGUGCACUCUAAGGAGCCACUUUUUAUGAACCUAACCAGGUUAAGUCAGGAUUAAUUAUUAAGUCUUUCUUUUGGAGUAAAUUCCUAAGGAAAACUAUAUUGUGGGGAUAUAGGUGAUGGGUGAGAAAGAGACGGAUGUAUAAUAAAUAAAGGAAAUAAAGGCAGAGGGAAUUAAUUAUUAGUAUAAAACAGGAGGUCAUGGGCUCAUUAUGAUCAACAUUUUUGGUGUUUUUAUUAUUCACAAAAUAUGAUUUUAAUUUUAAAACUUUUUUUUUCAAUAAAAUUUUUUUAAGA